AUGCCCUUGAACAUUCCAGGGAUUCUUGCUCCGUUUCAGCUGCUCAGGAAUCCUCGACUUGUCAUUCCACAUCUCACAACAGAUAUUCGCCAAAUUGACUUCUUGGCGCUUCGAAAUGCAGGCUAUAGAGGAGCAGUCUUUGAUAAAGACAAUUGCUUGGUUGGUCACAAGAUUUUCGCCGUCUCUAAUUGCCUGAACACGCAGCAGACGAUUCCGUAUAAAGAUUCCCUUGUGCCAGAGCUCGAGAACGCCUGGAGAGAAUGUCGUGAGACAUUCGGGGAAGGAAACGUGCUCAUCGUCAGCAACUCCGCUGGCACCAAGUUCGAUGCAGGAGGAAUCCAGGCAGAAUCGGUGUCAUAUUGCCUCUCUGUCCCGGUUCUCCGACACAACACUCUUAAGCCUGGUUAUUCCUGCAUCGCUUCAAUUCGUGCCUACUUUUUGUCCCUUCCUGUUCCGGUCCGCGAUGAUGAAUUGGUUGUGGUCGGAGACCGUAUAUUUACGGAUGUGAUCAUGGCAAACAGAAUGCGCUCUCGCGCCGCCUCGUUGCCUUUUUCGAGUGACGCGCCCGCUCGUGCGAGGAUUGGCGGUCCUCUCGCUAUCUUGACGGACGGCGUCUGGCAAAAAGAAAGCAUGACGAUGCGUUGGGUCGAAAGGCGCGUAGUGGACACGGUUCGAAAGUGGGCGAGAAACGAGGAAAACUUAUCCGUGGAUACUAAUGUGUUUGUGAGGGAACUCCCUUCCCCGGAACCUCGCAAGAAUGGAAGCGCACUCACGAAAUUGUUGGACAUGAUGAAACGGAGAUAG
This is a messenger RNA of Suillus paluster, 804 nucleotides long. RefSeq names its product HAD phosphatase. The coding region runs from base 1 to 804 and encodes 267 amino acids. Gene Ontology annotation, molecular function: phosphatidylglycerophosphatase activity. The transcript has 4 exons. Lineage: Eukaryota; Fungi; Basidiomycota; Agaricomycetes; Boletales; Suillaceae. The record is from RefSeq and is a predicted model, not a curated record.